AUGACAAUGGCUACGAAGAAGACAGCCCCGACUGACGACGAGCUGCUGGCUCAACUUGACGACUUGAGUACACAAGCCACCGCACGCCCCUCCAAGUCCUCGACGCGAACCCCUAGACAGGGACAACCUUCUCAAUCAUCACAGUCUGAACAGGACUUGCUAGCCGAGCUAGGCAAUCUAGCUCAACGGCCAGCGAGCAGACCUUCUACCCCUUCUCUCAGACCAAAUCCUUCCUCCACUGGCCACCGAUCCCCUCAACAUUCGUCGACAGCCACUCCACCACCAGGACGGACAAGCGAAGAGAAGUCUAGCAAUGGUCAGCGGAAGUCUGGUGAUAGUACGCGUUCGUUCCAUCAAAGCUUCACACCGGCAACUACAACGACUGAGGAGUCAGCAGAAACCGAACCACAGCCUGAGCCAGCCCCUGCCAAAGGCGGAGGAUGGUGGGGAGGCCUUCUGUCCACUGCAUCUGCAGCAGUGAGCCAGGCACAAGCGGCGGUGAAAGAGAUCCAGAAGAAUGAAGAAGCACAGAGAUGGGCAGAGCAGGUUCGAGGCAAUGUAGGGAUGCUCCGAGGCUUCGGCGGCGAGCUCAGGUCUAUGGCCAUGCCAACAUUUCAGAACAUCCUGCAGACCAUUGCCCCUCCGAUUUCUUCCCACGAGCGUCUACAAAUUCACAUCACCCACGACCUAUCCAAUUACCCCACUCUGGAUCCGCUGAUCUACCAAGUUUUCAGUCGUGUGAUGGCGCAGGUCGAGGGUGGAGACUUGAUGGUCAUUCAGAGAGGACAUGAAGCCGGACCGAAGCGUGACUCGAAAGAAAUGACACGACCAUUGGGUUCCUGGCAUGAUGGACCUUGGUGGAGAAGUGGCGAGAGAAGAAGCAUCAAUGCAGUCAAAGGCGCGGUCGAGGGAAGCAAGCUAGUAAGAGCAUCUGCCGAAGGCUACGCUGAGGAGUACUUUGCAAGCAGAGGAGGGGUCGAGCAGGCUGCCAAACGAGCCACUGAAACUCUCUCCGACUCCAAUCCCACCAGAGACAGUGAAAUCUUCCUCGCCAUCCAAGCUAUCUCGCAGCUCAUUCCAAAAGAUAUGUUUGCGGCAGCACCGAGCGCUGAAAAGGAAGGACAAGUCAAGGAAGUGGAGGAUGCGAAGAGCCAUGAGGAAGUCGUCUUUGCUGUCUAUUUGCACGACCCUAUCCACGGAAUCGCUUUUCAAGCGGUCUCUCAGGCCCUCCCGGCGCAAUGGAUCGAAUGGCUAGAUGCGCCCAGUGGAGGAGAGGGUACUUUGCCGGAAAGUAUUGAAGAAAUCAUCGAAAAUGGUGGCAUUGAUCCAAGAGAGUGGGUCAGCGAAUGGGUGGAGGAAUCGUUGAGCCUGGCGGUUGGUGUGGUGGCCCAAAGAUAUGUUGCCAGACGAAUGGGCGUUGGUGAAGGUGGCGGGAAGAAGGGCAAGUUGAGAGCCGAUUUGGGGCAGGAGGCAAUGAUGCAAAGCGGUGGCGGUGAGGCUGCUAGAGCGUUGGGAGGGAUGUGA
Molecule: messenger RNA, 1524 nt
Organism: Rhinocladiella mackenziei CBS 650.93
Lineage: Eukaryota; Fungi; Ascomycota; Eurotiomycetes; Chaetothyriales; Herpotrichiellaceae
Exons: 2
Coding region: 1-1524 (507 amino acids)
Source: RefSeq, a predicted model, not a curated record